Molecule: messenger RNA, 3077 nt
Organism: Mauremys reevesii (Reeves's turtle)
Lineage: Eukaryota; Metazoa; Chordata; Testudines; Geoemydidae
Gene: RABGGTB
Product: Rab geranylgeranyltransferase subunit beta
Exons: 9
Coding region: 230-1225 (331 amino acids)
Biological process (GO): protein geranylgeranylation
Cellular component (GO): Rab-protein geranylgeranyltransferase complex
Molecular function (GO): Rab geranylgeranyltransferase activity
Source: RefSeq, a predicted model, not a curated record
CAUGCGCACCUAAGCGGAGUCGGGUCCUCGCCAAUCAGGGCGCGCGCACGGAGCCGCUGGGGCUAGGAGGAGCUCUGCGGAAGAGUAACCAGGCUGCGCAGGCAGCGCCACAGACAGCUAUGGCGGGGUCUUGAGAGGCCGGCGGGGGCACCGCCUUCUCCCGCUCAACGAGUCGCGACCCCGCCCGUAGGACAGACGGUUGGUGGCGCGUGCGGCGGAGGCUGCUAACAUGGGAACGCCACAAAAGGAUGUCGUUAUAAAACCUGAUGCACCAAGCACGUUGUUUUUGGAGAAACAUGCAGAUUACAUAGCUUCUUAUGGUGCAAAGAAAGAUGAUUAUGAGUACUGUAUGUCGGAAUAUUUGAGGAUGAGUGGUGUCUACUGGGGACUGACAGUAAUGGAUCUCAUGGGACAGCUGCAACGAAUGACCAAAGAAGAAAUUCUAGCAUUCAUCAAAUCAUGUCAACAUGAGUGCGGUGGAAUAAGUGCCAGUAUAGGUCACGAUCCUCACCUUUUAUAUACCCUUAGUGCUGUCCAGAUUCUUACCUUAUAUGAUAGUCUCCAUGUUGUUGAUGUAAAUAAAAUUGUUGACUACGUAAAGAGCCUGCAAAAAGAAGAUGGAUCAUUUGCUGGAGACAAAUGGGGAGAAAUAGAUACCAGAUUCUCUUUCUGUGCUGCAGCAACACUAGCUCUUUUGGGAAAGCUAGACGUUAUUGAUGUGGAAAAAGCAGUCAAAUUUGUUUUGUCCUGUAUGAACUUUGAUGGAGGAUUUGGUUGUAGACCAGGUUCUGAAUCGCAUGCAGGGCAGAUCUAUUGUUGCACAGGAUUUCUGGCUAUAACAGGCCAGUUGCACCAAAUAAAUGCGGACUUGCUGGGCUGGUGGCUUUGUGAACGACAGUUACCCUCUGGGGGUCUCAAUGGAAGGCCAGAGAAGUUACCAGAUGUAUGUUAUUCAUGGUGGGUGUUGGCAUCCCUGAAGAUAAUUGGUAGACUACAUUGGAUUGACAGAGAGAAAUUGCGCUGCUUUAUCUUGGCAUGCCAGGAUGAGGAGACUGGAGGAUUUGCAGACAGACCAGGAGAUAUGGUGGAUCCUUUUCACACCUUAUUUGGAAUUGCUGGUCUAUCAUUGUUAGGAGAUGAACAAAUUAAGCCUGUCAGUCCUGUUUUCUGUAUGCCUGAAGACAUCCUUCAAAGAAUAAAUGUACAGCCUGAACUUGUGAGCUAGACCUUACAGAAGCAAACAGUUGCUAUGCUCAGCUGCUUUGAUUUUGUUGGUUGAAACUCAUCUCAACAUACUUGCAUAUAUUUUUCACUUUAAUAUGUUUACAUCAGUACAGUAAGAAAUUAUCACUGUACAAUAAAUCUUGUCACUUUGUCUGUGGAUUGUGUCAAAAUGGCUUGUUUAAAUAAAUUAUGUGGAUGUUAUAUGUAUUGCAGGUUCUGUAACAGAUGAAGAAACAUUUUUAGAUGCAUCUAAAUAUGUGGACCUGUGGGCUCUGUUUGUACACUAACUCAAAACAACAGCAUAUUAAUCACAGUAAUAGAGUACUUGAACGACUUGGUUUUUUUUGUAUUUCCUACAACAUCAAUCAUAAAACAUUGUCUUGAUAAUAUAAGCAUGUAUUGACAGUGAAUUGCCCUGAGCACUGUAUUUAAGAGAAGCAGAGAGAAGAUACUACUAGUUAGAACACUUUGAUGUUAGUGGACACCUGUGCAUUUAAAACAUCCUGUUUAGGAUAUACCAUCAUUUUUAUCUAAUACUGAUAAUUUUCUUCUCAUAGCAAUUGAUAAGUGUAAAGGUUUUUGUUCUCAGCAAAUACAGUUGUUACCCACCAGUAAAGUCCUUUAUUAAAGAAAAUAUUUUUACUACUGGAAAUACAAUAUCAUUUGUGUUGAGUGUAGAUUGAGACUUGCAGGUAAUAAGCAUUCUACAGAUCGCCUCUCUACAGUAGUAUGACUUGCCAAAUGUGCUGCUAAUUGAAAAUUUGUCAUUGAUAUGAAUUACUAUUUCAUUAGCACUUGAGAAAAUAGUUGUGAAAGAAAUAUCAAAUAAAAGUAGCUAUGAAAUAUUUUUUUCUGAAGGAUGAAAUCGUUUUGUCUUCAUUGGAGUGCUUAAAGUGCCUCUAUUUUACAUCCAAUAGCAUUGUGUGUUUGCAUCUGGCCACCAUGUUCUGACUGAGGACUAAAUGAAAUUCCAGUUGGAUCAUAUUAAAGGUAAUUGUGAAGGGAAAAAGUAGCCUUUAACAGUCUCCAGCUUAUUUAUAGUUAAAGAUGUCCUAAAAAGAUUUUUCAAAAUAGUUCUCCAUUUUUUUAAUAGAAUGGUCAAUGCAGAGCACUAAUCCUUUCUUCAAUUGGCUUAUUUUAAGGUUAUUUUUCUUUAAAAGCCUUUUUGCCAGUCAAACUAUUUUUUCUAAAUUAAUGGAUGGUUCUUUUAGAUAAGACUACUGGUAAGAAAAGUUUUACAAAGCAAACUAGUAUCCUAAUUAGUCAUUGUUUUAAAUAUAUUUUCUUGUCUUCCAUUUUAAUUACAAUAUAUAGAAUUUUUGGAAAGAUUCUGGUACUGUAUACUGUAAAAAAAAAAAAAAAAAAAAAAAAAAAAAAAUUGAGAUUGGCAUAUCUCCUAGAACUGGAAGGGACCUUGAGAGGUCAUUGAGUCCAGCCCCCUGCCUUCACUAGCAGGACCAAUUUUUGCCCCAGAUCCCUAAGUGGCCCCCCUCGAGGAUUGAACUCACAACCCUGGGUUUAGCAGGCCAAUGCUCAAACCACUGAGCUAUCCCUCCUCCCAAUUGUAGUUAAUCCAGCAAUGUGUAUCACUACACAUUCAUUUGUAAACUGAAUGAGAUAUAAUCUUCCAUUAAUAAAGCAUCCAGUGAAGAAAAUUAGUUGUCCUUUACAACAUGUGGAAGUUAAAGUACUUAGUUUCAGAGCAGAGUGCAUUGGUAUCAUUAACUACCUCAUUUUAUCUUGUUAAAUGUUAAGAUUUUCAGCUCACUUUGUGGAAUUACAGUAAGAUAUUAGUACUGUCUUUGAUAGCUUGUCUUUGCAUGUAGAGAUCCUUUAUUAAAUGUUUUCACACA